GUAUUUUUGCUGUACUCAACUUGUUUCACAACUUUUUCUCUCCCACUUGUAGUAGUUGGUGACCACAAAUUCUCAUUCACAACAGCAAAAUCAAUAAAUAAAUUGAAAUUUCAAGAUCCCUAGAAUUUCAAGAAAUGGGAUUGUAUGAUCAAUCAUGUUGUGUUAUAACCCUAUGUUUUAUGUUCUUGGUUUUGAAUAAUCCUCAAUUUUCAUAUUCCAUGUCAUCAUGUACAUCACAAAAGUUCACCAACAACAAGUUAUAUGAACAUUGCAAUGACUUGCCACAUUUGAAUUGUUACAUUCAUUGGACUUACAAUUCAAAAAAUUCUUUACUAAAUUUAGCCUUUGUAGCUACUCCUACUAACCCUAAUGGCUGGAUAGCUUGGGGAAUAAAUCCAACUGGAACAGGAAUGGUUGGCACACAAGCGAUGAUCGCGUUUAAAAAUCUCAACGAUACCAUAGUUGUGAAGACAUUCAAGUUGAAUUCGUAUAAGUCCAUCGUGCCAGGGGAGCUAAUUAUGUAUCGCGUUGCAAAUAUGGAGGCUAUGUAUAGUAAUAAGAUGAUGGUAAUUUUUGCAAGUGUUGAAUUGCCAAAAGAUGUGAAAGAAUUGAAUCAGGUUUGGCAAGUUGGAAGUUCAGUGUUGAAUGGGACAUUUCCAGGGAUUCAUGAUUUUCAACCUGAAAAUUUGAAUUCCAAAGGGAAACUUGAUUUGAUGAAAGGGCAAAGUGUUAGUAAUGCACAUCAUGAGGAUUCUAUGGUCAAGAAUAGAAAUAUUCAUGGAAUUUUGAAUGUUGUGAGUUGGGGAAUUCUAUUUCCAAUUGGAAUAAUGAUAGCAAGAUAUCUAAGAACAUUUGUAGAUCCAGUAUGGUUCUAUGUACAUGUGACUUGCCAAGUAUCAUCUUAUAUUAUUGGAGUAUCUGGUUGGGCAACUGGUCUAAAACUUGGAAGCCAAUCCAAAGGAAUUGUGUACACUUCACAUAGAGAUUUUGGUAUUGCUUUGUUCUGUCUUGCAACACUUCAGGUAUUUGCAUUAUUUUUGAGGCCAAAGAAGGAUCACAAAUACAGAUUUUAUUGGAAUAUGUAUCACCAUGGAGUUGGAUAUGGUGUACUUGUUCUAGGCAUCAUCAAUGUAUUUAAAGGUCUUGAAAUAUUGCAACCAGGAAGAAAAUGGAAAUUGGCUUAUAUUAUUUUUCUAUCAAUUAUUGGAGGAAUUGCUCUUAUUUUAGAAGCAAUUACUUGGAUAAUUGUACUUAAAAAGAAGCCUGGAAAAUCAAAUAAUAAACUUUAUGAUGGACAAAAUGGAAGACAACAACAACCUCUCACUUCUUGAAGUUAUUAAAUGUGACCACAAGAUCACGGGUUCAAGUCGCUGAGACAGUCACUUGCAGAUAUGUGGGAUAACGCUACGUAUAAUAAAAUGUCGUGGUUCGAUUUUUCGCCGGACUUUUAGCAUAACGAGAGCUUUGGUGCCUGGGCACUGUCAGUUUUUGUGUUCUUUAUUUUACUUUUGGUUUGAAAUGUAUUAAUUUUUAUAUUUUCUUCUUGUGUAGAAGCCAUAUUCUAAGAGACUUGAGGGUACCUUUGUUAUUGUAUUGUUAUUUAAUUUACUUGUUGAUGUUUGUUAAAGAAUAUAAGAUAUGGAGUUUAGUUGCUA
Capsicum annuum is the source of this 1655-nucleotide messenger RNA. RefSeq names its product cytochrome b561 and DOMON domain-containing protein At3g25290. The record is from RefSeq and is a predicted model, not a curated record. NCBI's taxonomy places the organism in Eukaryota, Viridiplantae, Streptophyta, Magnoliopsida, Solanales, Solanaceae. The coding region runs from base 135 to 1331 and encodes 398 amino acids. The transcript is spliced from 3 exons.